Molecule: messenger RNA, 1135 nt
Organism: Spizellomyces punctatus DAOM BR117
Lineage: Eukaryota; Fungi; Chytridiomycota; Chytridiomycetes; Spizellomycetales; Spizellomycetaceae
Exons: 2
Coding region: 77-1012 (311 amino acids)
Biological process (GO): peroxisome organization
Source: RefSeq, a predicted model, not a curated record
UUUCAUCUUGUAUUUGAUUUUUGGAGGGGGGAAGAUUGCGCAUGUCGUUGAGCCAUUGACCUUUCUUUUUUUCAUCAUGUCUGUACGCACAUCACGCCGUUCCACACUCUGGGCACGAGCAGGAGCUCUCGUUGCCUUUGCAACACUGUUGGGCAGUGCAUACUACUUUUGGUCGUCCCGAAGAGCAAAGCAGGCAGACACCGACUCGCAACCUCCGAACGGAGUCACCUCUGGCGAUUCCAGAGCGUCUUCACGUUCAGCGUCUCGACGAGGAUCAACGACGGUGGUCGAUGUCGCCAAGAGAAUCUUGAAAGGGAGACGAGUCAUGACCAUUUCUAUGAAAAACAUUGUUGUCUGGAACCCAUCACCAGAUCCAACAACCCCGAACCACGCUUUCCGCGAAUCCGCACUUCCAUUCCUCCAUUCCCUCGUCUCCAACCCUUCCAAUCAAGUCCAUCUCAUCAUGGUCGUCACGUCCGAUCAAGAAGAAGCUCAAGUGAGGACGUUACUCCAUUCCUCUGGAUUAUACACAGCAGGCCUCGAUGCCCGGCGUGUGGUCUUUUGUUCGACAGAAGAGGGAAAAGCUCACAUUGUGCGUCAUAUUGAGCCGCAUGUGCAUGUGGAUAGUUGUGAUGAUGUUAUAAAAAGGCUGGCGCCGUUUGUAGGUAGGAUUAUUCGGGUUCAGAGGAGAGUGCAGAGAAAGGGUAAUGGGGUGGCACCUGGCAUGAACGGAAGGGUGGCGAGUGCUCCUGGAGUCAUUGGAGGUAAUCACGGGAAUGGAUCACCGGGAUCUGGGAAAUCAAGCAGAAGGACGUCAUCAACUAGUGGUGGACUUGGAUUGAUACGGACACCGACGUUCAAUUCGCUGGACUGGAAGGAUGCCACAGCAUCUGAAGUGGGAAGUGAGACGGAGGAAGAUCACGAUCCUGAAGAAGGAUUGCAAGACUUGAAAAAACUUGGGAACGUUGAGUUUGUGGACUCUUUGGCACAGAGUGGGCUCUUGGAGCAGUAAUAGUGUGCCUCAAAAAUCAAGUACCUCUCUAUAUAAUGCAUGUAGCAAUAUCAUCCAACCCGUACAUUAUCAUAUAUACAUGAGAUCGCUCCGGCGCUCACACUAUAGAGUCUGACUUUUAAG